Molecule: messenger RNA, 1695 nt
Organism: Aspergillus mulundensis
Lineage: Eukaryota; Fungi; Ascomycota; Eurotiomycetes; Eurotiales; Aspergillaceae
Product: FF domain protein
Exons: 2
Coding region: 1-1695 (564 amino acids)
Cellular component (GO): nucleus
Molecular function (GO): RNA polymerase binding; transcription coregulator activity
Source: RefSeq, a predicted model, not a curated record
AUGCUUAGGUCCACGUACACCCCUCCUCCUCCAUUACCACCUGGAUGGACUGAGCACAAGGCUCCUUCCGGUCACACAUAUUAUUACAACUCGCAGACGAAACAAUCCACAUAUACUAGACCGCAUCCCAUUGCGGCUGAACCUUCUUUACCGACACCAGUGCCGAAUCCCGCUGCCAAUGCCCCGUUUCUCACGCCCGACACGCUCCCACCAUUUUCCUCCACACCGUAUUCGCCUCAGGGCUACGGGCCCUCCUCAUUCGGCGCUCCAGGCUACAAUCAGCCCCGGGGCGGAUUUAGCGGAGGGAAAUCUUAUCAUCAUCGCCGACCGCGUGGGCCUGAGGACCGGCCGAGAUCGAAACAUGCCCUACCAGGAUGUGAACCAUGGGUGCUAGUGAAAACCAAACUGGGAAGGAGAUUUGUCUAUAAUACGGAAACGAACGAGAGCUUCUGGAACAUCCCGACCGAGGUACUGAAGGGCGUUGUUGAAUUUGACCGUCUUGAGCGAGAGGCUAAGGAACGGCGCGAACGUGGAGAGCCGGAGCCCGAGAAAGCGACGGUAGCCGCCGGAGAUGAUACUCAACGCGAACCGGAGAGCGCCGCUGCUGCCGAGGGCGCGGGUCAUGAAAGCGAUGAGUACGAGGAAGUCGAGGUCACGGACACCGAAGGAGAGGAUGAGGAUCAUCCAUUCAAACGGCAAAGAACUGGCAGCUCAGAAAAUCAACAACCCGUCGAAUUUACAGAGGAGGAUAUAGAAUACCAGCUUGCGGCAAUGGGCGAAGAAUACGGCCUCGACCCCGGUGAAUAUGGAGAGCCAGGAGAGGAGGGUUGGGAAGAGGGCGCUGAAGGACUGCCGCUCACAGAUGAGGACGCUGCUGCACUAUUCCGUGACCUUCUUGACGACUAUAACAUAAACCCGUUCACAACAUGGGAGAAGAUCAUUGAAGAGGGCCGCAUAAUAGAGGAUACGCGCUACACCGUCCUCCCAAACAUGAAGUCACGCCGCGAAGCAUUCUCAUCCUGGAGUCGAGAUCGGAUCCAAGAAAUAAAAGAACGCAAAGAAAAGCAAGAAAAGAAAGACCCCCGCAUUAAGUACCUCGCCUUCCUUCAAGACUACGCAACCCCAAAGCUCUACUGGCCCGAGUUCAAACGAAAAUACAGAAAGGAGCCAGAAAUGAGAGACACCCAGCUCUCUGAUAAAGACCGAGAAAAGUCCUACCGCGAUCUUGUCUCGCGAAUGAAACUGCCCGAGAGUACUCGGAAGUCAGACCUCUCUACGCUGCUUAAAUCAGUGCCAUUGCAUGAGUUGAACCGCUCGUCUAAUCUCGAAGCCUUACCACCUGCUAUCAUCACAGACCUCAGAUACAUCGCGCUGUCACCUAAGGUGCGCGACCCGCUGAUAGAAGCUUUCAUUUCUACUUUGCCCGCGGCACCGGAGGAAGAUAUUUCUCCCGAGCAGAGGGAAGAGCUAGAGAAGAAGAGGGUGGAACGAGAGAAGCGCGAGAGGGCCCUGGCAGAGCGGCAGAAACAAGUUCAGGAAGAUGAGCAGAGGCGGAAACGUGAGCUUGCCCGCGGUAGGCACCUCUUAGAGGAGGGCGAGGCGGAGAUCCAAGAGGCUAUGAGGGUUGGGAAGAGUGGGCUUCGAAGUCAUCUAGAGCCACAAUCUGCAGAGCGGGAGCCUGUAGAUGGGGAGUAG